AUGUGGAACUAUUUAAUAUUACUAUGGAACAAUUAUAUUCAGCAGGGAAGAGAAAAAAUAGGAGUGCAGGAAGAUCAAAGAUUUAGGGAACUUUUCUGGCAAAAUGUGCAGACAGUAUGGACAGAAUUUAAGGAAUUCAUGGAGCAGGCCGACUAUGAUAUACUCAGUGAAUUGUGCCAGGCAGGGCGCGAUGCCAUGACUGGGCGCGGGUGGACUGCUGAGGACAUGGGUAUAUGCGAGAUGGCGCUUAUAGCGUUACGCUUUAAACAUGGCAUGCGUGCAACGGGGGCCCCUAUGAACCGGGAAUACAAGACAAACGACGAAAAGCAGAUAGACCUCUAUAUGAGGUGCAUCCUGACAAAUAUAUUUAUGAAAAAAAUAAUGGGCAUGCAGUGUUUAUCGGGACCUGGUGGCCAGUUUGCUUUCAAUCUUGUUCAUGGCGAAAUACAGAGCGUUCUCAAACAACAGGUAGGUAAUGUGGAGUGUGAGUGGAAGGAUGCAGGGAUAGGGGGAGAUGGCACUGGAAGAGGUGAAAAGGAUAGAGAUUUGUGGGAAGUAAUGAAAAGAUGGCAUGAAAACAAUAGACUGACAGCAGGAGAUGGGGAUUGGGGAGUGUUGGGGGACGGGUGUAGGGUGCAAACGGGAUCCAAAGCGAAAGUACGGGAUGGCGACACAAGGCAGGCGUUGAAGGACACAGUCCAGGAAGAAAUAAAGAAUGUGGAGCAGGAUUUAGGGAAGACGGUGCCGGAAAUAAUAACAGCCGUGAAAACAUGUACUGCAGGGGAUAAGGAUUGUGUAAAGAACUUAUUAAAGGCAAAGAAAGCGGCAGCAGACGCGAAGAGCAACAAUAAGGGGACGCAGUCCCCUUCGAAUGUGCACACAGGAAAAGAACACGGACAGUCAAAUGGGCCAGGAGCAUCAGAUACAUCAGGAGCAAACAGUGGACCGCGUCCAGGCGCCCAACCCGCCCCUGCCAAACCAGCACCACCACCUGUCGACAACGCAGCCGGCAACAAACCGAAGUCACCCGCCAAACCAGUAGCGGCGAAACCGGCACCGUCAGGCGCAGGGGGCACGCAGGCGAUCGGUACCGCAGCUGCCACAGCAACGGAAUGUCAGGGAGACAAAUUAUUGGAGUGGAGGCCUCCGGAAAAAUAUGUGGUGCUUCCAUAUAGUGAUGCUGACUGGGACCGGGUGAAGAAGGUAUUGCAGGAGUUUAUGGAGUACUUGGAGCAACAUGAUCAUGACUUUGACGGACUCGGUGCCAAUUGCGAUAAUAAAGGUUGGAAUGAUUUCGGUGAUGGUAACCUAUAUAAGGAACAAAGAGUAGCGGACAUGAUGAGGUGUCGACUCAUGUCCGGUGCGUUGUGGUUUGCUAAUGGUGAUAACGUACAGCAGACAAAUGCGCAAGGAGGAAGUACAUCCAUGGAUGAAACGGAGGAAAAGCUAAGGUGUGAGGUCGUCCAAGUCUUCGGUCAUCUGCUCAAAAAUAUGUACUGCAAAGGAAGGCAAACAUGGUAUAGAGGUAUAGAGUAUGCUUGGGAAACAUUCCAGAACAUGGGGGAUGAGAAAUUAGGAAAGGGACUGCCACCUGGGCCUGUUACGGACAAGAGGUGCACAAUGUGUGGAUAUGUAGGUCAUAAAAGGAAUGUGGAAGCAGUAGAUUUGAAAAUUGCAUACUGGCUAAUGAAGGAAGGAGGCAUAUUGGGAGAAAUAACGCAAAUGGAGAAGAAAAUGCCCUGUGAGAAGUAUUGGCAAGAGUAUAUUGAGGCAGGGGCGUCACCACGCGACCCUAUGGACAAACUUUUGAACGAAACAGGGAAGGCAAAAAUGCAGGAUAUAAAGAAGGACAUAGUAAAGAAAGCAACGAAGGUGUUUGAUAAGGCGAAGGAAGCAGUAGAAAAGAAAAUAACACAACUGGCAGCGAAGGAGGCGGCACCGAAGACAGAGGGGUCCCGCGCAGACCAGACAACGACGAAGGAGGACACAGCUUCGUUACCGUCACCCGGGGCAGCAGAAGUAGCAAGAAUAGAUGACUCAGCAGCUGAGGACGCGGUACCAGCAGCGGCACCACCGGCUGCACCCGCAUCAGCCGCACCGGCCGCAGCAGGAUCAGGAGCAGUCGGCCAAGGACCAGGACCGGGACAACAACCCCCACCUCCUACACCACCACCACGGGCACCAGACCACGGGACGACAGGAACCGCAUCCGGUAUAGACAGUACCAGUACUGGAACGGGUGCAGGUACGGGAAGUACUGGCAAUGCAGGAACAGGGUCAACGGCAGCACCAUCGGGAACACCUCAGACAGAAGGUAAGAAAUCAGGGACAGCAUGUGUCACUAAUAUAAAUGAAGAGAGCACACAUAGUAUGUACGCUGGCAAGCACACAGUACGUCUGAGCAUUUCCUUCACUAACACGGAUCCGACGUCUGGUUGCUCAGGAAGUGGUACCCCAGGUAGUGAACCAUCGGUUGCCGACCAUGUGGUCAACGGUAGUCAAUCAACAACCACCGCUGAAAACGUCAGUUUCAUCAUGCUCUUCUUCUUCUUUCUGCCAUAUUUUCUAUGUGCAGCUAAUCCUAAAGCUACAAUCGAGGAACCCGCAGUACAAGUUACCACGGAAGGAACAACAGAUACGAUCACUCCGUCAGCCUCAGACUCGCGUUCAGAGCCAGGAACGACAAAUUUGCAAGAUGGUGAAACUACUGCUGCUACUGGGCACACACGUGCAACCAAUCAACCUAACUUAGGUGAUACAACAAUGUUCGGAGAUUUCAAAACAACAUCAGGCACCUUGUGCCUACUUGACAGCACUGAUACAGAAUAUAGUAAAGGCGGGUGCACCUCCUCCUCUAAUUCGGGUACUGCGCAGGCGAGGAACCCAUCAAGAGAGGCCUCUUCUAGUGAGAACAAGGUUACCACAGAUGGUACUGGUAAGACUACAGCUCCCACGGAAGAUUUUACCGGUCUCCUUCUGAAUAGCCCUGGUAUCUUCACACAGGGUAAUCCUGGUGGUGGAUAUGCGUCCAGUAAACCACCAUAUAUAGAUCACAAGGGAAACACUGAAGAGACCUCAACAGUCAGCCCCAUCCCAGAUGUUCCUGACCUAACCGACACCGUCCUUACCGCCACUACUCCCAUCCUGUUUUUUCUCAUUUUCGUCACCGUUGCCCUUCUUGGUUAUUCCCUUUGGAAGUACUUUGCGUACCUCGCCAAACGACGACGAACAUAUCGAACUAUACGUGACGUGCCGUCACCGCCACUCGACGAAGACAUAUUGCAACAUCUACAACGCGGCGAACUACCGCCACCCGAUUACGGGUACACGAUGGUUACGCCACCUGCGUCAACAUCCGGUAGAGCACGCCCACCACGCGUGCAUAAGCGCACCAUCAUCGAGCUACAUCUAGAAGUGCUCAACGAGUGUGAAGAAACCGCAUGGGAAAACGUCAAAGACGACUAUUGGCAGAUACUCGUGCAGGAGUUUGCACAUGACUUGGAGCAGCACGACGACACGAAUAACAACAUCUUGGGUGUUUCUACCUCGCACGACGCUUUAGCAACCGGCCAUUCGACCACGCUCGAUGCACCCACUGAGUCCGACGGCAUAGAUCCAUGUCCACCGACUGAACACUACCCCGAUCCAUGGAGUUGUAUACAAUACAUACAGUUGGAUGCAGAACAGAAUGCUCAUUCCAACCCCGAACACGGUGACGCGACGUCGUACUGCACCCACUGGAUUAACUGGAUUGACCGCAACAAACAUAUUCUGCGGGCGUGCACGACGCAGCCGUGGUUUCACACCCUCAAAUUGGAAUGGAAACAAUAUUAUCAACAACAUUCGGCUACCGCCAACAACGGGCAGCGUGCACGCGGUGCGCCCGGUAAUAUCCCGUCCGCAGACAUGACGAAACUGCGGUUGUGGAGAGAAUGGGUCGCACAGCAACAUCGGCAAAUGAGUAUGUAUGGCCCGGAGGAGUGGUUUAAGCAUUUGUUGAAUAAUGUAGAGGACCAGACAGUGUCGGACAAAGGCGAAGUAUCAGUAGUCCAAAAAGACUUAGAAGUGGAAAAUGCAAUGGCCGCAGAAGAUAUGCUACACGUGAGAGAUGUACCACGGUCGCAAUCACUGCAUCCGCAAUCUUACAUGAAACAACUAAUAGCCCAAUUGUGGAUGCUGCUCCUCGCGUCCGUAAUCGAAGAAUGUGAAAUCGAGAGAAGUAUGCAAGAGAAGGAGUUAUAUUUGGAUGCCCUAUUGCAGCAAUUGUGA
Plasmodium fragile is the source of this 4269-nucleotide messenger RNA. RefSeq lists its product as uncharacterized. Lineage: Eukaryota; Apicomplexa; Aconoidasida; Haemosporida; Plasmodiidae. The transcript is spliced from 6 exons. Bases 1 to 4269 code for a protein of 1422 amino acids. The record is from RefSeq and is a predicted model, not a curated record.